GGAGUUUCGCGACUUUGUUGAGCAACAUCUUGAUCGCUCCCUUGGACGUAUCAUCUUUAAACUUGGGUAAGUUACCUUAUUCUAAGGCUCUUUUUCCAUCGGUGUCGAUUAUGAAAGGCCAAAUGGUCACAAAAUUCAAGAACUCUGAUUUGAUCACAAUCAAACAAAAUUCAUGUCUGACACAUGGAAAUUAAUAAGAUUCUGAAGAUUCAACAGGCGAAAUGUCGGGUAAAUAUAAUUCACCAUUUUAUUUAAUUUGUUUUCUUUAUUUAUUUUUUUCUAUUACUCUUCCUGCCGUAAGGAUCAGUUUACUGUUUUAAUAAUAAAAUUUUAAAUCGCACUUUCAAAGUCACAUAUUGAUUUCAAGAACGACUUUUUUAAUGUCAACAUAUCCCAUUGUUCUUGUUACCGACCAUCAGUGCUACCGGGAAAUGUAUUGAACUCAAAAUAGUGGCAUUUUACUCAACACUGACGGUGAUGAAUAUGCGGAAAUAUAUGAAAAAGAGUGUUUGAGUCAAGUCUUAUCAAGACGACUACGCCGGAGCCAGAUCUUUCUUGCUUUCUCCACCUUUAUAUUACGGUCGAAAAUAUCCAGAGUCGAAGUCUUUUAAUCGCUCUCUUAUUUCUCUGCAUCGUCUAUUCACCUAAAGUUUUUUGUGGUCAAACUUUCCUAAAAGUAAUAACUAAAAACCAAAAACCAGUAUUCUGAAAAAGCUUUUAAGUUCACGGUGAUCGAGGGGAAGCUUCAAUAUGCAUGUGUUAGCUCAUUUUGCAGUUGUGGGCCAAAACAGGAAACAGCCUCAUUUGGUGUCUCACAGAAUAAAAGCGACUAUUUUUGCUUAUGAUGACUGGUUUUUUGAAAUAUAAAGUCAUUUUACAAUAUAAGCUUUUUACGCUGCUCGAUAUUUCCACACAGUCAGCAGUACGCAAAAAGUAUAUGAACAUCUUAAAAGUCAGGAACGAUCUGCACAAAUUGUGCGUAGAAUUAGUACGAUUUCUAGCGCCUCAUUAUCAAUUUAUCACAACAAAUUAAUCAUUAAAAUAAAGUUACAAUCAUAGUUAAUAAUAGUAGUUGAACUGAUUGGAGUGCAACUGAUUUGGUCUGAAACCGGGGUCUGAAAUCAUCCGCGUGAUUUCAAAAUCGGACUUGCGCGCGUUGCGAGUUCGAUUUGAAAUGACAAGUGUUAUUUCAGACCAAAAUUGCACGACAGGAAGUUAAAUUACCACUUUAUUACAGCCAUUUUUAAAUCGCCGAAUUCACUCAGUACCAAUAUUUUAUUGAUUUAGUAGUCGGUUUGUUGAAAAGCGGAAACAAAAAGGCUUUUACAUCUCAUUUUGUAUUUGGAACAGAAAUGACUCGAUAUAGGGCAAAAAUGGUGCGAUAUAAAGCAGGAAUGACAUGAUUUAGAACAGAUGUGGUUUACCCUGCGAGCCGAGGUUUUUCGCUUGCAUGGCUUUUAGCGUUUACGAAGUCGUUCGCGUGGCUUGCCUGUCGCGUUGAUAGUUUUUUUAUGCCCCUUCAGAAGCAAGGCGUAAACAAACUAACCACACGACAGACAAGCCAUCCGAACGACUUCGUAAACGCUAAAAGCCAUGCAAGAGAAAAACCUCUGCUCGNCACAAAUUGUGCGUAGAAUUAGUACGAUUUCUAGCGCCUCAUUAUCAAUUUAUCACAACAAAUUAAUCAUUAAAAUAAAGUUACAAUCAUAGUUAAUAAUAGUAGUUGAACUGAUUGGAGUGCAACUGAUUUGGUCUGAAACCAGGGUCUGAAAUCAUCCGCGUGAUUUCAAAAUCGGACUUGCGCGCGUUGCGAGUUCGAUUUGAAAUGACAAGUGUUAUUUCAGACCAAAAUUGCACGACAGGAAGUUAAAUUACCACUUUAUUACAGCCAUUUUUAAAUCGCCGAAUUCACUCAGUACCAAUAUUUUAUCGAUUUAGUAGUCGGUUUGUUGAAAAGCGGAAACAAAAAGGCUUUUACAUCUCAUUUUGUAUUUGGAACAGAAAUGACUCGAUAUAGGGCAAAAUGGUGCGAUAUAAAGCAGGAAUGACAUGAUUUAGAACAGAUGUGGUUUACCCUGCGAGCCGAGGUUUUUCGCUUGCAUGGCUUUUAGCGUUUACGAAGUCGUUCGCGUGGCUUGCCUGUCGCGUUGUUAGUUUUUUUAUGCCCCUUCAGAGGCAAGGCGUAAACAAACUAACCACACGACAGACAAGCCACCCGAACGACUUCGUAAACGCUAAAAGCCAUGCAAGAGAAAAACCUCUGCUCGCAGGGGAGAUGUGUGUGACAGGGUCACUAUUAUUGCCUAAAUGCCGUAGCGGAUGUUAGCUUUCACUGAGCUUCUUGUGGUUUUCUUUUUCGGUAGAUUGUUUGAAUCAUUUAAUUGACCUUAUCUUUUCAAGUUAGUGGGCUUAACCUAAGGAAAUCCUGGCGUUCUGUUUUACUGUGGUUUGGCAACACACCUCUUAAUGUUUUCCUACGUGCAAAAUUGUUUAAUAGAGGCACGUUUUAGCCGUAUUUCAGUUGAGUUUGGACAUCACUGAAGAAACUGCAGCUGUUGUAAAGUUAACAAGAGAACUUGCUUCUAGCAAGUUAAGUACUUGACCUCGUUAAUUACUGAAAAAUUUUAGUCUUAGUUUAGUCUUUUCUACUGAAUUCUAUACAAUUGUUAUUCGUUUUAAUUUCGCUAUUUCACUGGCAAUAAGUAGGAACUAGGCCAGUUUGUUCUGUCAUUCAUCGAAUUUCUCGUUUUGUUUUUAGGGGAUCAUCCCCUCGUUAUCUCCAGGAGGCGUGUGUUUUUCCCUUGGGACCGCAUUAAUUGGAUUCAAGAAGUGCUGUCCAGUGAUCGUAAAGAUUUUAUAAUCCCUUGGGAUUUGCAGAAACCAGUUUACAUAAAAAUAAAAGAAAAAUAUGGGAAAUCAUAGAACCGGUUUACGUAACUUAACCAGCGAGACUGGACAAUAAAACACCUAUUUUAAAACAAAAUAGCUAAAUUUGUCCAAUUACCUUGACCCGGAAAAAGAAACAAGUAGAAAGAAAGAAAAAGGACACUUGUUUAAUUUUAAAUGACCCCGUUAAACCGCUGACCACACUGCUUGUCUCUCAAAUCAAAAUGACUACCCAGAUACCGCGAUCGAAGGUUUCAGAUGUCUAUCAAGGCUUUCUUUAAUGAUAAAUCACCGUAAAUAUCAUUAAGAUUGGGAAAAUGUUUGAUUAAAGUUAGAAUUUAUUGUUUACUUUACUUGAAUAUAGCAUUUUUGUUUACGAAUUAUGCGAUUUUCCUCAAAUUGUGCGAUCGGAUGCGAUUUGAGGUCAAUUGAGCGAAAUCGCACCCGCCCGUAAAUCGCGUAAUUAUCAGACGGCCUGUUAUUCGCGCAGCAAUUGGGAUUUAAAAAUAUUAUCUUUUUGCUCAUUUCAUAAGCUUCAUGUUUUGUCUUAGUUAUUAGGAAGAAUUAAAAUUACCAUUUCAAUCCUACACGUCAGGCUAAAAGAUGUUGCACUUUAUUAAUGAACGGUAUUAAAUGAUAGCGAUUCAGUAAUAAGAAAUUUUGUCCUGGGAAGGCAGGCUUAUUUAUACUCUUCCUGAUAAUUAAAAAAACUGUUGCAGCUGAUUGUUGUUUUAAUUAGUAUCUUAAGGCCCUUGAAAGAAUAUCAAUUCCUGAUUGAGCAGCUGCAGUCCUGUAUGAGCCCCUGGCUGUACUGCCAGACAAGAAAUGUGUAGUUUUCAAGUCUAAUAAUUUUUUUUUACUCGACCUAAACCUUCAAAAAGUUGCAAAUUAAAGUUAUCGUAAAUAGUGAAAAGAGGAAAUUAAAAUAUUUUUACAGUUCAGAUUCUCCACAUGUCAAACUCGCAGAGUUAUUCUGUGUGAAAGUGUUCACUUUAUACAUUUUAUCAGUAAUUCUAUUACUUUGUAUUCUUUUGCUAGGUUUAAUCUUUUAGUGGUUCCCGUUUAUUUUUAUUUUUCUUAUUAUAUUGUUGCUGUAUUCCUGAUAGAUUUGAGUUUCAAAUAAAUUGCUUUGGAAAAUCCUUAAAUCCUUCUAGUUCCUGCUAGUUUACCGCCCCGUCCUGUUACAUGUGGUUUAGAGCAAAAAAAUAGUGUAAUUGGUGAAUAAAUCACACCGCUGAGAGCCAAUCAGAUAGCUGCGAUCACCAGUGAUUUCAAAAUGGAUAUAAUUAAGUCUACAGUCGUUUCACUAGGGGCCACGUCAAAAUAGCGCAAAGCAUAAUGGGAUUUGUUGAUAGUGAAAAAAGUCGUUCUUGAAUGUGAUUGCCCGUUGACUUGAUGACCUUUGAUGUGACUGUGAAUUGAAUGUGAUCGAGAUGUUAGUGGAAUGUGAUUGAUAAUUUUCAUAGAAUGGAAACUCUCAACGGACACUCUCGUAAGGGGACUGCUCAACUUACGGCCGCCUUAACAAACCCCUGUUUCAACUCCCACACAAACUCCUGUAAGGGGACAUCCGAAAUGAAAUGCCAUUUCUUUUCCUUUCUUUAGUUUGUCAGUGCCACCAUGCUGUUAACAUCUUUUAGAAGGUUUUUUGUCACCCAAGCUCUUUUUGACACCAUGCCAAAACGUUCCUUGAUUUCAAAAACAAAGGAAGUGGAACUCGAGAUUGAGGGCCUUAAAUUUGUGAGGUUAAACCCAGCUGAGACGCAGCCAAAAGUUUCAUCUGCAUUGGCUGGCAAGCCGUUUCUGCCUGGUUCUACCAGUAGGGGUUUCCCGGAAGUUUUAUCGCCGCCAACAGAAACGUUUCCGCACGCCGUCAAAAUCAAAGACCCUCAUCUCCACCCCUUCAGCAAACUCGUUGACGGUUGCAGAAGAUAUAUUACCGAUAAUCUUUAUCGUUAUGGCGCGGUGUUGCUUAGGAACCUUCCUCUGAAAACGUCCAAUGACUUUGCAAGCCUGUGUCAAGGGCUGGGUUUCCAGGCUAUGAGAUAUGAAGCUGGCACGGUGGAGAGAAAGAGAGUCGAUGACUCUGACACAUACACAGCCACUGAUGAGCCUCCGGAGGUCGUGAUCGAUUUUCACAAUGAAAUGGCCUACAGUCCUUCAUAUGCAGCAAAGGUAACUUAAAACUUUUCAAUUUUUCGCAGAGAAUUAUAAUUAUAAAAUUGUGCAUUAACGUGUUCAUUGAUUAUGCUCCUUUCUGCACGACUUACAAACUCUUUAAGCAGGCUGACACCCUUGAAUGUGGGUUGUAAUCUUACAUGUUUGAAUUGGCAGUCUGCGAUUAGGCUCACAUGUGUGACUUCAGGAUAUUUUUCGACGGCAGAGUCGCCAGCGGGAGCCGGCAAAGCGGUUGAGACUCAGUUGUCCCUUUAGUAAAAGGUCGCUACACUUAAAACAUUUUUUACCUGUUAUUGAGAGUGUUUCUAUUAGAAAGAAAGAAAAUGGCAACCCAGGGUCGAACCAGGACCUCGAACUCGGACGUUUCGUGUCCUAAUCUCUGUCCCUUAUCAAAACACUACCGCACCGACCCGCCAAAAUUCCAAAAAAUGAUUUAAGUACACAGGGGGUAGCCAGGAUUUUUCUAGAGGUACGCACAAUUUUCCAAAUCCCUCUCCUCUUCAACGUUCCAAACCAGGUGCGUUGAUUAAUUGUUUUUGACCUACAGAAGAACCUUCAAGUAAACGUGCCCUACUUAGUCUACCGCGAAGACAGGACGAGGUGAAAUCACGUUUUAUACUAUUCACCUUGCAAUUGCUAUCCGCGGGGCAUUUUCCUGCCUAUUCUCUAAAUAUACUGCACCAUUCGGUAGCUCACGUCGCUUUCCUUCAAACUGACAUUCGCUUGUGGAAAAAUACAGUUCAUUGUUUUAGAAAAUAACAUUUCCCAGAACAACAGUUGACCCUAGCCCUUUCCAUAACAUUUUAGCGUAAAUUCAAGUUGGGCUUCAAUGUCGUUCUUUCUAAGAUUAUUUAAAAACGUAUUAUUUCAGGGGCACCCAACGAGAAGAUAGUUCAUAGCCACUUAAACAUAGCAUUGUUAAACGUAAUUUAGUAUUUAAACGGUAGAUAUAGGCAUAUUUUUAUCACCGGAAAAUUUUUCAUCUGUUCGGAUUUCCUAGCUGAAAGUCUAGUGAUCCGAACAUUAUAGGGAUCAAAACUCACCUUUUCGAAAAUUUAAGCCAGAAGAAAGGCUCCCGAAAAUUCUAGGUGACCUUUUUAGCGUAAAAAUCCGUUAAAAAUGGGCCAAUUAGACCAUUUUUUAGAUGUUCGAAAAUCCUACUGAGAGGUAGGCAAGCAAGAAAUCUUACAACAAAUGUUCCGAAAAUUCUAGAUCUCAAAUCGUCUCCCGAACAGAUAUUUUCCGAAAACUGACGUUGGGUGCCCCCGAUUAUUUGCCUGUAUGUAAUUUAAUCCACUGAAUAUAUUACAUCUAUUAUGACUAAAGGCUUGGUUACCAAUAGUAGCUUAGACCCUUAAAAAUAGCAACGACCGACCCGUUUACGAUCGAGAGGGUAAUAGGGUCCGGUGAAGCAUAAGUUANUAGAGUGGUUUUCGUUUGAGUGUCGUAAAACCAAAACCAAAGUAAUUACUCUGGCCAAUCACAUAGGACACAGACAAUACAUUGAACCAAUCAAAACUCGAAGUAAUUACAUGUGGCUGACGCAAAGCGCGGGAAAAUGCAUGCGAGCGCGUCACAAUUGGCUUUGGUUUUACUUCUGAUUGGAUGAAAAGGUGGCGCGAAUCUUUUAAGCCAAUCACAUCGUGUAGAAAGUGCAAAACCAAUUACUUUUCGACACUCAAAUGAAAACCGCUCUAAAAGGUUGGUUGAUGCUAAAUCCUCUUUGCCACUAUUCUCCUUUCUUGAUUGAUGUUAACUCUUAUCAACUGAUCAGGUAUUUCCAGCGGUGACUUCUUCUGGCCCUAGAGGUUUGCAACCACUGCAAAAUAUCGCCGAUUUAGAAGAAGAAAUUGCUGCAACGAAUAUACUGAUUUCCUUCAAAGCUCUUUUGAAGAAGAGUGGACGGAGAAGAUCGCAAUUGUCGCCUCAUCAUAAGUUAGCGACCCAUCAGUCGGUCAUUUAUCUGCUAUCAGCACGCAGCGUCCUUUAUAAUAAAGGAAAUAAAAUAAACAAAAAUUUAAAAAGUGUAGCAGGUACACGUAAGAGAAGACCAAUUUAUGUUCUCUUAGGGGUAAGCUCAGACACCAACAUGGAAGGUGCCACUGUUCAUUCAUGUUCAACAUUAAUUAGCCUUUGUACUGCAACCGUUAUGUCCUUGAGAUCUUUCCAAAGUGUGCGAUACAUACUCAUUACCCGUUGUCUCUGUUCAUUGUAGGUUCUGUUCUUUUGUCACCAAGAACCAGGGGAAUAUUGUGGAGGUGAGACGCCGCUUGUUAAAGGAGCCGACAUUCUUUCUCACCUGGAUCCGAAAAUUGUUCAAACUUUUGAUAAGAAGAGGGUCUGCUACGUGCGUUGUGCUCCUUCGAAAGAAACUGGUCUGUACCUUCCAUGGCAAGAUACAUUUAUGACAGAAGAUCCUAAGGUAUUCAGUAAAAAUCUCACAGGCGUAGUUUUCAGGUCCUUGAACUGAGGGACGAUAAAUCAUAUCACCUUUCCCGGGUAUAAAGGUGAUGUUACAAGGGAGGAUUCGCAACGACGAUUUUUUGCGCAACGCUACGUAGCAAUGUAAGAGCAAUGUUGGAACAUUCGAAACAUUGUCGCAACAAGGUUGAAAACAUCACCUUAAUGAACCCAUUUACUCCCAGUUGGCUUGCCAGCUCAACUGGCUAGAGCGCUGCACCGGUUUUGCAGGGGUCGGAUCCCGGAAAACCUGAAUUUCUUCAGGCUUUAUCAAGCGCAACUGCUAAAGUUGCGUAUUUCACUGUUAUGGUCUUUUCCGUUUUAAAGAUAAGAUGAGUUGCUUAAGAAAGAACGUUGUUGUGAAAUUAUUAUAGUAUGCAACUACUGAGGGCGUUUGGAAUUAAAUCUGGAAAUAAGGGAUGGUAUGCCAACGUAAUCAUCUACCUCCUUUAGAACUUUAAGAAGUUUUUCUUUUAUAUUUUUCUGAUAAAUCUAUACUCUCAGCUGGGGAGUUCUGGAGUUUGAAACUUGAAAUUCAGGGUAAAAUGAAAGUUGUCUAGGCCACAACUUCUGGAUCACUAUACGUUUCUGGGAAACUGCCCGCCUACCCCUCCCCUAAGCCAACAUUGAAAAACGAAAAUGAAAGCUGUCUAGACCACAACUUCUGGAUCAUUAAACGUUUCUGGAAAACUGCCCACCUACCCCUCCCCUAAGCCAACAUUGAAAAACGAAAAUGAAAGCUGUCUAGGCCACGACUUCUGGAUGACUGUUUUGUACUUUUUAUUGCAGAUUGUAGAGCAUUUUCUCAGAAAAAAUAGUUUCAGUUAUAAGUGGGAACCAUCUGGGACAUUGAUUUAUUGGAAUGUCCUGCCGGCUUUCCAACAACACCCGGAGACUGGGGAAACCAUGUGGUUCAACCAGAUUCAAGGGCAUCAUGCUUCGGCCUUAAAAGACAAUCCAAGGUAAGAGGCUAUUCACAUGAUCCCGGAAUGACUUUCAUUUUGGAACGAGUUCAUUCUAUAUCUAUACAAGAGAGCUUCAUAUAUUUCUCUGUAUUUGAUUACAUGAUACCGAAAGGACAUUUCGUUCCCGUACAAGUUGCUAUUCACAUGAUCCCGGAAUGACUUUCAUUUUGGAACGAGUUCAUUCUAUAUCUAUACAAGAGAGCUUCAUAUAUUUCUCUGUAUUUGAUUACAUGAUACCGAAAGGACAUUUCGUUCCCGUACAAGUCAUUCCGGAAUGAGCUCAUUCCGGAAUAAUUAUCGUUCUGGUACGAAAUUUCAUUAUCAUGUAUUACUGAAAACGACCUUUGUUCGGGAUUAAAAAUCGCAAACCGUAUAGUCUGGAGCGAGUGGCGCAUGCAUAUUGAUCUGGCGCGAAAACCACUCGCGUGAACGCCUAAGGUCGAGCCGUUUAGUGUUUGCUGUUAAAUUGGCCAAUUUUUUAACGUUUAUUGUUUCCGGAGAAGCUUUUGGAGGGUUUUUCGUGAAAAAGUCGUACCUGUACACUGUAAAAAAUAUCACAUGCGAAUAUAAUGACGAAAAUAAAGUCGAAAAUUUUCGGGUUUCUCCUCGGAAAUCUUCAGCCGUCGUGGAACAUCUUUGAUAGUCUUCGGAAAUCUUCGGCAGUAUUCGUGAAUCUUCAGUAAGCUUGGAAAUCUUCUAAACAAUCGGGAAUUGUCGGAAAUGGCUGAAAACUCGUUUAUACACUAAACAAAAUAAUAUUCACAUUUUGAGGAGCCGUUUUCGUUUCCUUUUUGGAAAAAAUUUACUGUGACAGUAAAUUUUUUACUUUUAGUGUUAAAAUGCCUAAAAUUUAAUUGUUUCAUGUUACAGAGUCUUUCUAUUAUCCAUGAUCAAAAUAAUUAAGUUUUUAGUGUUAUCGAGAUACCCCCAUUCAGAUCCUCCUUAAGUGACACAAGAUAUGCCGCCAAACACGAACUACAGUGGAAAAUCUAUAUUCGAUCACCACUACAAAUAACAGCCCUAGUCAAAGUGCAAGUCGGAACUUUCCUUAGCCUGCACAUGACGGGUUGUUUUAUUGGCGUGUUUUUUACCUGUGGUUUUAAAGUAAGAGACAAAGCCCAGCGAAAACUAACAGAGGUCAAACGAGAAAACGAUUGGGGGAUGGGAAAGACGGGUAAAGGGAGCUUGUGUUUAGAAAAUUCAUCGUGGCAUAAUUCCUCUGAGUUAACGCGGACGUUUGGUUCGCGGGAAAAAAAAACUAAAUGUAGACUCAAUGUCUAACGUGUCUCUGAAAAUAAUUUAAUUUUAAAAGACCUUUAGAUUCGAAGGCGAGAUUUUACUUAAAGUUUUUUCGCGUAUUUUCCAAAAGUAUAUUUCCAUCAGAAAAGUUAGCACGGUUAUUUUUAUUGAAGGAGGUUGAGCCCUCUCCUGAUAAAAUGAUAAAAUUUCUAAUACUUGUUAACGUGUUUUCGCCACUGCGAUAUUCUCGCUAAAACUAGGGAAAAAAUGACGACGGCUAACACGUUUGUCCGCCAAAAUGACGCUGGUUCACGCGUGCGCACUAGUAAGUAUUGACAAAAUCUUGCCCUCGUAGUUGUCCUCGUCUUGAAUUUAAAGGUCUCUACAACUCGCAGUAGAAUGACGAUUGCUAUCUUUUCCCGCCAAAAUGACGCUGGUUCACGCUUGCACAGUAUUGACAAAAUAUCGUCCUCGCUGUUGUCCACGUCGUAGAAUUUAAUUUCUAUUGGUGGCAGGCCAGCCAACCCGGUGCAGUGGGGUCUUAAAAAAAAGGCGUAGAGAAGGCAGAAAUAAUUAACAACGACCAUUUUCCUUCCAUCUUUAGGUUCAAGGACUCGAAUCUUCCUUUUGACAAAUACCCAUACCACACCUAUUACGGCGACGGCAGUGAAAUUGAGCCUGUUGUCCUUGAAAAUAUAAGAGCCGUCACUUGGUCAUGCGCUGUAGGUUUUCGCUGGAGAACUGGUGACGUUUUAGUGAUUGACAAUCUUGCUGUACAGCAUGCGAGAAUNUUCCCGCCAAAAUGACGCUGGUUCACGCUUGCACAGUAUUGACAAAAUAUCGUCCUCGCUGUUGUCCACGUCGUAGAAUUUAAUUUCUAUUGGUGGCAGGCCAGCCAACCCGGUGCAGUGGGGUCUUAAAAAAAAGGCGUAGAGAAGGCAGAAAUAAUUAACAACGACCAUUUUCCUUCCAUCUUUAGGUUCAAGGACUCGAAUCUUCCUUUUGACAAAUACCCAUACCACACCUAUUACGGCGACGGCAGUGAAAUUGAGCCUGUUGUCCUUGAAAAUAUAAGAGCCGUCACUUGGUCAUGCGCUGUAGGUUUUCGCUGGAGAACUGGUGACGUUUUAGUGAUUGACAAUCUUGCUGUACAGCAUGCGAGAAUGAGCUUCACUGGCCAGCGAAAAAUUUUAGCCGUCUUGUCACGAAACUGAGUGCAUUACCGUCACAUAACUUACUAAAAAAAACUUGGUCAUUGCGACUAGGCCAUUGAUUAUGACAAGCGACAAGCAACGGAGGGGGAAGGAGGAAUUUCAAACAAUGAACUUCAUCGUGGCUCUAGAGAUGGGGACUCUCAAAUGAAAAUGACGGAGAUGGUUUUAAGGUCGCUUAAGGGUAGAAAUUCCAAAUUUUGAUCUCACUUAGCGUGUUCAAGACGGAAAGCCAUGAUUUCUACUCAUAAAGUUUUCCCUAGAGUUGUGCGUCAAAAUGUCUAUGGAAGAACAAACAAGCAAAUGUCUCCGCACUGUGUCAGAGUUUGGCCUUCUUUGGGGGUCAAAUAAAGCCUAAGCCAUGGCCAGUUUGGUUUCCUUAAGGAGUUUACUGAAUUCUUAAUUUCCAACCAGUAUUGACGUCUCUUUGUAUGGGAGUCCCCACAACCUCGCUUAAAAAGCAACCAGUUCUAGAGGAAAUUAUAAUAAUUGUCUAUUUCAAUAUUUAGCAUAAUAAGACCGAGGCAGUAGUAUAAAACAGAGUACGAAAAUAUCCGUAUCUGUGAGCCAAGAAUUUCACUGCCUGCUGGGAGAAUAAAGGUGGCGGAAAGAUGAAGGAAAUUGAGCCCUUAGGCUUUAACUUGUUUACUUCCGCAUAAUAAAAGAUAAUCCUUUGCCGUUUCACUUUCGCCAAUAGUGGGCUAAUGGCCUGUUUAAGUAGAGGUGGAGCAGGUGAGGAUACCUUUUUACGUGGGGUAACCCUCAUGUCCGUAUAAUCUCUUAUAUGGUCACCCCACCCAUAAUGUUAACGUGAUCAAAUUAAAAUGGGAGAUUAUAUGGCCAGGCGGGUUACCCAUUUAAGCGGCGGGUUACCUCUCCUACCUGGGGUCCCCCACCUAUAUGUAAACAGGCCCUAAGACAUUUAUGAAUGGUAACAAAAAUUGAAAACCCACGCUUUACCUUUACCAAUCCAGAACGAAGAUAAUUUUAAAAAGAACGUUGAAUCUGUGGUAAUCAUUAUUAGUGCUAGUAGUGAAACCUUCCUAAAAUACGGGCUAGACUUAAGCGUACACAUUGUAGAGGAGUUUUGUGCUAUAGAGGUAUGAAUUGCCUGGACUAUUUGUUGUUUAUAUUGUAUAUAUGAACUCUCUGAUUGUCUAUCUGGGAUCACCAGAACUAUCCAUAAUAAAGAUGUGCCUACGUUAUGGAAGUAGAGGUUUGAGUACUGUUCACCAAAUUCUUAAUUUGAGAAUUUUGUGAUAGCCAAUGUAAGCCAAUCAUGUCCACUCUCUUGCAACUUCAGCUAUGCAUUGGAGUAUUUGUGCUUGAAAUUAUUUUACGUACAAUUAGUACUUCUAACACGGCACCACAAAGUCUCCCAAACUGCCUUAUUAGGCUUCGGACUUUUAAAUUAGACCUAAAGCUUGGGGCCUUUUGUAGCCUAUUGUAAGAAUAUACCUGGAAACACUAAAUCAUGUUAGAAAAUUUGGAAAAAUUUUCACGUCUCAUCUUAUGUUAAGAGACUUGCCUAUGAUAAAGUUUACUACAAAUCAC
This is a messenger RNA of Porites evermanni, 12493 nucleotides long. The record is from the annotation of a GenBank genome assembly. Lineage: Eukaryota; Metazoa; Cnidaria; Anthozoa; Scleractinia; Poritidae.